This is a messenger RNA of Lolium perenne, 3592 nucleotides long. Its product is annotated as homeobox-leucine zipper protein ROC6. The record is from RefSeq and is a predicted model, not a curated record. Lineage: Eukaryota; Viridiplantae; Streptophyta; Magnoliopsida; Poales; Poaceae. Gene Ontology annotation, molecular function: DNA binding; lipid binding; DNA-binding transcription factor activity, RNA polymerase II-specific. Gene Ontology annotation, biological process: regulation of DNA-templated transcription.
UGCCCAAAGCUGCCAGCCUCCCAACCCCUCUCCUCCCCUCUCCUUCCCCGACCUCAUGCCAUCCACCUCGCUAGCGAUAGCCUGACUGAUAGGCUCGUCGCCAUCGCCGCCGUUGUUGUGACGGCGGCUGAUAUAGCCGGGGGAGAGAUCGAUUGAUUUGUACUAGCAGUAGUGGCAGCAUCUCCGGAAGCCAGAAGUGGAGAUUCUUUCCUUCUUUGCGCUUUGCCUCCACCAUGAUUCCCUUCCACCUUCGCGCCCGCCAUGCCAUCUAUAGCGCGUUCCUGCCGUUUUAAUGCCUAGUCCUCCCUCCUCUCUCUCCUCGUAAAAAAUCCGAUAAAUCUUCGGGAUCCGAGCGGAUCCACUGGGGUUGGUAGGCGGAUCAAUUCCCGGGGCGGGGAGAGAUUUCAGUCCGAGAAAAAGACGAGUCUUUCUCUGUCAUUUGUGUCCUGAUCGAUGAGCUUCGGCGGCAUGUUCGACGGCGCCGGCUCCGGCGUCUUCUCCUACGACGCCGGCGGGGGCGGCGCCGGCAUGCACAACCCAGCUGGCCGCCUCCUCCCCUCGCCGAACCUCCCCCGACCCGGCGGCGGCGGCGGUUUCUCCUCCUCCACCGGCCUCUCCCUCGGCCUGACGAACAUGGAAGGUGGGCAGCUCGGCGAUCCGAACCGGCUCGGCGGUCUGCUGGGCAGCGCCGGGAGCGUCGGCGACGGCGGCGACUCGCUGGUCCGCGGGCGGGAGGACGAGAACGACAGCCGCUCCGGGAGCGACAACCUCGACGGCGCCUCCGGCGACGAGCUCGACCCGGACAACGGCAACCCGCGCAAGAAGAAGAAGCGCUACCACCGCCACACGCCGCAGCAAAUCCAGGAGCUCGAAGCUGUGUUCAAGGAAUGCCCUCACCCCGACGAGAAGCAGCGGAUGGAGCUCAGCCGGCGGCUCAACCUGGAGAGCCGCCAGGUCAAGUUCUGGUUCCAGAAUCGGCGCACCCAGAUGAAGACGCAGAUCGAGCGCCACGAGAACGCGCUGCUGCGGCAGGAGAACGACAAGCUGCGCACGGAGAACAUGACGAUCCGGGAGGCGAUGCGGAGCCCGAUGUGCGGCAACUGCGGCGGCGCGGCGGUGCUGGGCGACGUGUCGCUCGAGGAGCAGCACCUGCGCAUCGAGAACUCGCGCCUCAAGGACGAGCUGGACCGCGUGUGCGCGCUGGCGGGCAAGUUCCUGGGCCGGCCCGUGUCCGCCAUCUCGUCCCCGCUGAGCCUCCCGUCGUCGCUCUCCGGGCUCGACCUGGCCGUCGGCAGCGCCAACGGCGGGUUCAUGGGCGGCGGCUCCGUGCUGCAGUCCAUCCCGGACCUGAUGGGCGGCGGGACGGCGGGCAUGCGGCUGCCCGCCGGCAUGAUCGGCGGCGGGCUGGAUGAUGGUGUUGGUGGCGCUGGUGAUGCAAUGGACCGCGGCGUGCUGCUGGAGCUCGGGCUGGCGGCCAUGGAGGAGCUGGUGAAGGUGGCGCAGGUGGACGAGCCGCUGUGGCUGCCCACCAGCCUGGACAGCGGCGGCGGGUUCGGCCAGCAGGCGCUGGAGAGCGGGGGUUUCCAGACGAUGAACUACGAGGAGUACCGGCGCGCGUUUGCCCGCGUGCUCGGCCCCAGCCCCGCCGGCUUCGUCUCCGAGGCCACCCGCGACGUCGGCGUGGCCAUCGUCAGCAGCGUCGACCUCGUGAGCAGCCUCAUGGACGCGGGCCGGUGGUCGGAGAUGUUCCCGUGCGUGGUGGCGCGGGCGAGCACGAUGGAGAUGAUCUCGAGCGGCAUGGGCGGCACGCUCAGCGGCUCGAUCCAACUGGUGAGCAUGCAGAGCUCAUCAUCGACAUCGACACUCCCGUCUCCGGCACGGUCUAAAAGCUCACUCGAUCGUGUUUCACAGAUGCGCGCGGAGCUGCAGGUGCUGUCGCCGCUGGUGCCGAUCCGGGAGGUGACGUUCCUGCGGUUCUGCAAGCAGCACGCAGAGGGCCUCUGGGCCGUCGUCGACGUCUCGGUGGACGGCGUCCUCCGUCCCAACGACGGCGCCGCCGCGGCGGGGUACAUGGGCUGCCGCCUCCUCCCCUCCGGCUGCGUCGUGGAGGACAUGCGCAACGGGUACUCCAAGGUCACGUGGGUGGUUCAUGCCGAGUACGACGAGGCCGCGGCGCACGAGCUGUACCGGCCGCUGCUCCGCUCCGGCCAGGCGCUCGGCGCGCGCCGCUGGCUCGCCUCGCUGCGGCGCCAGUGCGAGUACCUCGCCAUCCUCUGCUCCAACCCGCUGCCCUCGCGCGGCGACGGCCACCACGAGGCCAUCUCGCCCGUCGGCCGCCGCUGCAUGCUCAAGCUGGCCCAGCGCAUGGCCGACAACUUCUGCGCCGGGGUCUGCGCCACGGCGGCGCAGAAGUGGCGCCGCCUCGACGAGUGGCGCGUCGAGGGCGGCGACCAGCAGCCGCGCGGCGCCGGCGGGGAGGACAAGGUCAGGAUGAUGGCGCGACAGAGCGUUGGCGCGCCCGGGGAGCCGCCCGGCGUCGUGCUCAGCGCCACCACCUCCGUCAGGCUGCCUGGCACGUCGCCGCAGCGCGUCUUCGACUACCUCCGCGACGAGCAGCGCCGGGGCGAGUGGGACAUCCUCGCCAAUGGCGAGGCCAUGCAGGAGAUGGACCACAUCGCCAAGGGCCAGCACCAUGGCAACGCCGUCUCCCUCCUCCGUCCCAACGCAACGAGUGGGAACCAGAACAACAUGCUCAUCUUGCAGGAGACAUGCACCGACCCGUCCGGCUCCCUGGUGGUGUAUGCCCCCGUGGACGUGCAGUCCAUGCACGUCGUCAUGGGCGGCGGCGACUCGGCUUACGUCUCCCUCCUGCCCUCCGGCUUCGCCAUCCUCCCUGAUGGCUACAGCAAUGCCGUCACUCCGGACCCUACCUCUCAGCUGGGCUCGUCGCCGGACGCUCAAGGCGGCGGCAACAACAUCAACACCGGGUCACUCGUCACGGUGGCAUUCCAAAUUCUGGUGAACAACCUGCCGACGGCCAAGCUCACCGUCGAGUCGGUCGACACCGUGAGUAACCUACUCUCCUGCACCAUCCAGAAGAUCAAGUCCGCCCUGCAGGCAAACAUCAUCUCGCCCUAGCUCGGUAGCUAGCGGGCAUUUGACAUGGAUUCCGGCCAACGCACCAAUGCAACACCGGCCGGAUGCUACGUCAAAUGUCUAACUAGCUUGAUCACAAAGGUAGAGAAAGAAGAACAAGACUCAAGCAAGCAAGAACUUAUACAGUGGGGUGCAAGCAGAGAGGAAAAUAAAUUAUAUAGUGCGCAUAGAGGAAAAUGAAUGGGGUGCGACGCAAAGGGAUUAAGUCAAGAACGAACCGAGCGCUUGGCUUGCACUAGCUGAUAUGGUGCAUGGUUCGGGUAUUGACUUGAACUCUAGUGAAAAGAACCCCUAGGGCUUCGUUUACUAUAUUUUAGUGGUUUGAUUUAGUUAAUCUAUGGUUAUGUGAAGUUUUCACUUUUCUUUUACUCUCCAAAACAGGGGAAAUACAAUGUUUGUGUUUUCUUUAGCUGAUAAUAUUUGUCGUUUGUUGGUA